Messenger RNA from Saccoglossus kowalevskii, 1791 nucleotides. Its product is annotated as protein CFAP20DC-like. The record is from RefSeq and is a predicted model, not a curated record. NCBI's taxonomy places the organism in Eukaryota, Metazoa, Hemichordata, Enteropneusta, Harrimaniidae.
AUGGAAGUUUAUGAUAAAGAUGUCAAGAGUUAUGUUUUUGUAGUUGAAGGUGAAGGCACCACUACAAAGAUGCAGCUUCCAAAGGACAACAAGCAAUCUUUACUACUUAUUCAACGUUAUUUAAUUCUACAACUAAUGGUUCCCUUAGGACAUGAUUUUUCCAUAGAAUUAAGCAUUAGCGAUAUGGGUAACAACAAGAGAAGACUGUUUUUAUCAUCAUCACAAAAAGAAAUAUCUAUAACUCCUCUCCAUGCUAAGAUACCUCUAAGUAUACCUGUACUGUCAAGGGGAAUGGUAUUAACCAUGCAGAAAAUAAGAUUGGCUGAAAUGAAGCUCAGGGGAGAACUAGUUGGUACAAGACCAGUGUCUACAUUAGAUCUGGAUCUUGGUGCUAGUCAGAAAGUUAAAAAUAAUGAUGUUCCUAUGCAUAUUGCAUUUGGUUCUAAAGUUCCUGUACCUUCAGUAUCUGCCAAAAAACCGUCCAUUGCAAGCAGAGAUGCUACUGGAAAUAGAACUAGUAGAUCAGUGUAUUCAAGAAUCCAAAGACCCGAUGAUGCAGAAUCAAAUAUCCCUGCGGAUCCAGAAACCAAUGAUGACAUGUUUGAACAAAGUGAGUUAGUGUCAGGGAGAGGUGUUGCCAUGGAAAAUCCAACCUUAAAACCACACCCACCCAGAGAAAAAUCAAGUGAAAGAUCUCGGCGGGUGGUAAGAGUGAGAAACGUGAAAGACACUGACAACAAACAUGGUGAUGAUGACACAGUCAGUCAUAGGAUAGGAUCUGGGGAUAAACAACGGCAAAUUAGGGAUGAAUCCAAGUUAAGUAAGACUGUGGAAGAGUCUUCACAGAGAAUAGGAUCAGGAGAGAUGAGAAAACGACAUAACCAUGUACAGUAUGCCGAUUCAGUUCACAUAGUUGAUGACAGUGGUCAUCAGUAUAGUGAAAAUGCAUCUGGUGUUGACAAUGUGCAUCUUAAUGGAGAUACUAGUGAAGGCUUCUCACAAGAAGAAGACAGUCAGAUUAAAAUAAAUGUAGAAAAUUCAGAUAUAUCAAGAGAUGAUUCCAGCGAUUUGAUCUAUACCUUCACAUCACCACCGAGAUCAACGCCAAUGAGAAAAGAUAAAUUAUUCACUGGUGUCAAUCAUAAAGCAAUAUUGACAAGUAUGAAAAAUGAAGUUGAACUUUUACGAGAAAGUCAACAAGCUCUGAUGGUGUCGAGGGGGGCAAGACCUGAAGAGGAUUUCUAUGCUGAUGAGGAUGACGAGAUCACUGAUGUCAUCAGGAAGCUUCAGAGACGAACACCCAGUCCUAGAUCACAGCAGCGGACCCCAAGUCCCAAUGGCCAGCUAUUGCAAGUACCUAACAAACACAGCACACCUGAUGAGCCAACCACACCAGGUACCAGUCAGUCAAGACUUAGUAUUAGCUCUAAAAGAGUACGGGAGAUUCCAAAAGAUGAUGCAAGAUUAUCAGCAGUUAGCCCUACUAGGGUGUCUUCGGAGUACGAUUGGCGGAAGUAUGCAUCUCCUGACAACUCGCUAUCAUCAUCGUUUGAAGCUAGUAUGCUUGCAAGUUUAAAAAGGCAGCAACUGGAAGAAAUGGAUGAAGAGGAUGAUGAAGAUUUUGACAAACCACGUUAUGAUCUUGAUCGACAUAACUAUGGCGGUGAUGACGACCUAAGCAGCUCUAGUGAUGAUACUAGCUUUAAUACAUGGAGAGGGCCUGUAUGUACCCUGUUAUAUUGUACAUGUAUGCUAGACACAAACAUUCAUGCGGGAAAUAUAAUGAUAUAA